Phytophthora sojae is the source of this 336-nucleotide messenger RNA. RefSeq lists its product as hypothetical. Lineage: Eukaryota; Oomycota; Peronosporomycetes; Peronosporales; Peronosporaceae. The transcript has a single exon. The record is from RefSeq and is a predicted model, not a curated record. The annotation marks the transcript as partial.
AUGUUCGCCAUUGACCGACUCCUACACCUCGUCGAGCAGGCGCUCCCGCUGGGCCGAGACGAGUGGGAGCGCCUUGUGGUGACCUACAACGCUGCUCGCGCCCGUGGAGCACCGGAGCGCGACUUCGAGAGCUUGAGGCGCAAGUUCAAGACGCUGUAUAGUGCUCGCAAGCCGACGCGCAUGCCGGAGAUGCCGCCACGCAUCAAACGCGCCAACGAGGCCAAGCAGGCCAUUGACGACAAGGCCAAUGUCAUCGAGAUCGACGACGAGGCCGGCCGCGACCAGGGCUUCGUGGAGCCCGACUUCUCGUUCGAGGCUGACCCCGACGACGACGAC